ACAAUUCACAAUCAGAGACAUUGUACUCGUAAUGUGAUUUUACAAUACUAGUAGCAGUGCUAGUGAUGUUGUGAGCUCUCCGUGUGCCAAGCUUGUUUGCCCUUCCAAUUUGUCUCGCAGUCGUAGCAGGACAUGCACUGCAGUUACUGUGCACUGUUUUUGUAGCACCCUCAAUAUUCUAGUAGUACAUUUCUUCUGUUCUGUCUAUCUCUGUAUUCAUUCUGUAUUCAAGGCCUCGCCCUGGUCGGGAAGUUAUGUGGUAUUCCAACCAGCAGCAGCAGGCAACUGCCACUACCCCUACCACGGCAUCGAGCACAGCGGCAUCGGCAACUGCCUCCACAACAACAACGCUAGCCGCAACAGUUACCAUAACGCCAUAUCCAUAUUCCUACGCACAAGCUGCUACAGGAUAUGUUGCUCCUGCUCCGUAUGGUCAGUAUGCUGCCACCAUGGGAUAUGGUACACACCAGCAAGCGCAGGCACAACAGAGUACGUAUGGCGUUCCUCCCCCUCCCGGCACAGAGACUGCUGCCGCUUCCAUGCCCGCCUCUAACUAUGCUAUGAUGUACGGCAGUCAAGUUCAGCCAGUGCCACAGCAGCAGCAGUCGCAGUUGCACCAGACUGGUAUUGCUGCUUGGGGAGGACAGCAGCAACAGCCAUGGGGUGGCUGGACCAGCGCCAGCUACUAUGGGGCAGCUCAGCCGCAACAGCAACAACAACUACUACAACAACAGCAGCAGCAACAACAACAACACUCGCAAGCUCAGAUGACCUCACAAGGUCAGCCGCAAGCCACCCAGCAAGCUAGGCCCCAGAAACAAUCGCGCACUCAGCACUCGCUAUUAAAACCCAGGGGGCCACACACCAUAGGCCAGCAAGGAUCAGCACUCCCAAGCCAGACUCAACUGUCACCGCCUCCACCGCCACCUAAGCCUGCAGUGCUACCGACUCCUGUGACGUCAAGUUCAGUAGCUAGUCAGAGUGGUGUGACUGGCGCUGAAUGUACUCAGGAGACACGGACCGUGAAUGCUCCGGCAGCAGGCAGCAAUCCUGCUGCAAUAUCUUAUGCAGCUGCUCUUGGACAAAGUAAUCAGUCUGGAUUGGCAAGUAACCGACAGCAGAAGAAGCGCAAGGGCGGCUUUGCUCCUCUCAAAGCUCGCAAUCGCUGGGACACACCAUCGAACAGAGUAGAGAAUCGGCCAGGUGGUGGGCAGCUUGAUGGCGUCGAGAAUCCCGCUGCACUCUCUUCAACAGCAACCCAGUCAAGUACAGGCCAAAGUAGCAGUGCAAGCUCAGGGCCACCAGCGACUGCACUUGGUGCUGCUGGUUCUUCUCAGACUGCUGGCAGCUAUGCUCAUGCAUCGUCUAAUGGUGCACGGCCUGGUGCACAGCCUAAUGCACAGCCUAGUGCACAGCCUAGUGCACAGCCUAAUGCACAGCCUAGUGCACAGCCCGGUGGGCAGCCCGCGCAUAUCCCCAGUGCUGAUGACGCCAACGACACCACAAAGUGGCCACCAGCCAUGAAGGAAUACGUUCAGGAUAUCUUUCAAAGUUGCAAGACAGACGAAGAGAAGGAUAAAUGUGAGUCAUACCUGCGGGAUAUGUUGCAGAAGUCAUUCAGAGAUGGCUGGGCGUGGACCACAGACUGGAAGGCGAAGCCUCGCUUUAGUUCCGAGGAUGUGCCCAGUCGCACACAACCUACCACUGGCAGUACACAUGUGUCACGCUGGCAAACUGCUUCUGGUACAGGAGGGGUGACUGGGGCGACAAGCACCGGAAAGCGGGGUCGAGGACGGGGCCGAGGCCGUAAUGUCUUCAGAGGCCAGUCCGACUCCUACCGCCGCCGCAGAAGUCGCAGCAGCAGCAGUAGCCGUAGCAGUCGUAGCUCAUCCUAUUCUGAUUCGGAUGAUUCAGAGAGCAGUGGCGCAGGUCGGUCCACCACCUUUGCUCGCGGUCGGGGUAAAGACAUCAAAAGCCGGCUUACUCAAGUAGCGGCUGGCAAGAAGAAGAAAAAGAAGCAAAAGAAUUUGACUUUCAGCCAUGAGAUGGAUGCUGGGAAGUUGAAAGUCAGGCAGAAUCGAUUUGUGCAGCAGCGCUCUAUGCCGCAGUUUGAGCGCACGUCAAUCAUGGAUCACAUAUUUAGAAUGAACAACGACACAGGUGAGGACCGUGAAUCAGCAUCAGCCAAAUUCACCGGCACUUGCAAAGAUUUGGAGAAACCCUAUCUUCGACUGACUUCUGCACCAUUGCCGAACCAGGUGCGUCCUGAGUCAGUACUUCAUAAGUCCUUGGAGCUGGUUAAGCAGCGCUGGAAAGCACAAGCGUGCAAGUACCUGACCGUCUGUGAACAGCUCAAGUCAAUCCGACAGGAUCUAACGAUCCAGUGUAUUCGAAAUCCAUUCGCCAUCGAGGUGUACGAGACACAUGCAAGGAUUGCUUUGGAGAACAGAGACCCUGAAGAAUUCAACCAGUGCCAGACGCAGCUCAAGGAGCUCUAUUUUGAAACAAAUGAAGGCCAUCAGGCAGAGUUUGCUGCUUACCGUAUCUACUACAACAUGUUUACCAAAAGCUAUCAAGGACUUGCACAUGAGCUUCAGGGCCUAUCAGAUAGUUUGCUUUGUGAGCCAUGUGUUAUGCACGCACUGGCUGUAAGAGCAGCCUGGUCGGAAGCCAAUUAUGCCAGAUUUUUCCACUUGUAUGGCACUACUUUCCACAUGGGAAGCUAUCUGCUAGAUUUGUUGUUGCCGCGUGAACGCUUAGCUGCAGUUAGGGCCAUGGCAAAAACGUAUCGGCCGUCGCUGCCAGUUGAGUUUGUUCAAUCUCAGCUUGGUUUCACCACCGUAGAACAGUGUGUAGCGUUUUUAUCUCUUCAUCAGGCCAGCUUUGCCGAUGCAGCAUGCACUGUGCUGGACGGCAAGCUCACUGCAGGCUCUUUGUCCGCCUCUGUAGUGGCGCCUCCUGCUGAGAAGGAAUCUUAGCUUGGCCAACCCACGCUGGUCUAGUGGGUAUUUCAUUUCCUCCUCCUUCUUUGUCUCUCUCUCUCUCUCUCUCUCUCUCUCUCUCUCUCUUGUUCCACUUGGUUGAAGGAUUUUUAAUGAUAUCCUCUCCUAGAUCCUGGUCCCGCUUGAUGGUUGUGUCCUCUCUUCUCUUCUGUUUAGUACAGGGUAUUUUCUUUGUGCUGCGGCUGCUGCUGAUAGUGCUGAUAGUGAUCAUCAUGAUCAUAAACAUAUGAACGUACGUCGAAGUAAUGUUGCUUUACAUGUUGAGUAUGCCCUUAUUGGUUUGCACUGCAGCACUGCCCAAAGCCAUGUCACUCUGUUCUGGCUGCUAGUAGCAAAUUGGCACUACUCUUCCAGUCUCCGCAGCUGCAAAGGGGUAUUCAUUCAGCUUUCCUUGUUAUAUUUUCUUCAUCUUUCUCUGUACUUAAUCUGCAUACGUGAGUAAUGUUUUGAUAUAAUGUGAAUGUUGAAUAUUGAUGUAUCACAGUACCUCCUAUUGUAAAUGUUUACAUUCUAGACAUGUUCAUGCCUUGUUUGUGUAUUAUUCUAUUGGGACUUUGUACAUAGCUAUGGUCUCACUGGGAUUAGUCUAAGUUAAUCAGUCUGUUGUACUGCCCAUUGAGAUCUUGUAUCUUGUUUGUGCCUAUUCAAGUUUGGAAUUCACAGAGAUGUUCAAAGUGAA
Messenger RNA from Sycon ciliatum, 3681 nucleotides. RefSeq names its product leukocyte receptor cluster member 8-like. Lineage: Eukaryota; Metazoa; Porifera; Calcarea; Leucosolenida; Sycettidae. Gene Ontology annotation, cellular component: nucleus. The transcript is spliced from 15 exons. The coding region runs from base 255 to 2978 and encodes 907 amino acids. The record is from RefSeq and is a predicted model, not a curated record.